CGGUUUUCGGAUUCGUAAUUCUUUAGAAGUCACAUAGGAAGAUUAUGGAUUCGUGAUUCCAUAAUCAAUUUAUGUCUGAGAAGAAAAAGUUUCGAUGUUUUAUGAUUUGUGUUGAUAGGUUAAGAAAUUAGAGUAUUGGCGAAGCAAUUAAACAUGUUGAAAAUACUUUCGCUACAUGAUUUCGACUGUCCUUCGUUUGAUGAACCAGCCGCCGUUGGGUUGAUAGGAAACACUGUGCAUUAUUGCGGUUACGAAAAGUUGCAGGACGAAUUGCAACCUUUCUUUAAAUAUGUGCGAGAAUAUCCAGAUGUUUCGAUUGCCCCAGAUAUUCUUGCUACACGUGAAACGGCGCGCACUAUUUGUGCUGGUGAUUUCUUUCUGCCAGUCCAUGAUAGUAUCUUUAAAAAAAUAGCCAGCGUGUGGAGGGAAAAGGGAGUAGCCGAAGCUAUUUGUCUGGCUGCAUCCACAGAUCCUGAAGAAGUCACAAAAGUUGUGCAUUGGAUUGCUACAAGACUUAAAUGGGCAUUAGAUUUAAUGGACAAAGGAAUAUAUCAAAGAGAAACUUUACCAAUUAGUGGAUCAGGCUCAGUUGCAGAUAUUGUUCAUACAAGGGAUUGGGACACAGCUCUUAUCAGGUGUCUUUCUUGGCAUCCACAUUGCCCUCGGUUAGCAGUAGUCACAAAAGAUGAUCGUAUACGUAUCUUCUCUCGGGGAGUACCAGUAAUACCUGUUUUAAGGCAUAGUGCUCAGAAAUCAGUUUGCUGCAUAAGCUGGAGACCGUUUGCUGGCAAGGAAUUAGCAGUGGCUUGUCAAGCAGGUGUAUUAGUCUGGACAGUAGAAUUAAGCGCAGCCAGUAAUUCGCUUAGUCAUGCAGUGUUAUUAAGUCAAAGGAAUCAUAUGCCUGUUACAAGUGUCACAUGGCAUCCACAGGGUGAUUUAUUGGUGUCCUGUUCACCAGCAGAUACUAAUAUGAUUAUCUGGGACACUUCUAAAAAGGAAGGUGUUCCACUGAGACGAGUUGGAGGUGGUGGCUUAUGCUUCACUCGUUGGUCAUCUUCUGGUUCUCAAUUGUUUUCUGCGUCAUGUAGAAAUAUAUUUAGAGUUUGGAAUACGGGAGUAGCAACAAUAUGGCAUGCAGAUAAAUGGACAGUGCCAGAUGGUCGUGUAGCAGUUGCAUGUUUUGGACCAAAUUUAACAUUGUUAUUUGCAUCAACUGAUGAUUCUGCAACAAUCUUUGCUCUACCCUUGCAAGAAAAUAUUUUCGACGUCAAAAAGACGUCUGUUGAGAAUACCGUAGCAGUGCCUCUCAUAGAUUUAACGAGAGUCAAUUUUUCGUCGGAUGAUGAUUACGUUUCGAUAGGUGGAAGAGUAGUUGGAAUGGAAUGGGAUCCUACAGGGAGAUACCUUGCCAUACUCUUCCAGAAUAGUCCCUUGGUUGCAUUGGUUAAAACCAAAGUGGGUAAUAUGUCACGUGUAGUCGACAUUAAACCCGGUUGUCUCAUCAAAGGAUUUCCAGGCGAAGUCCCGAAUUGCAUGAAUUUCUAUCAAAAAUACGAUAGCCAGUCACCCGCGAUUUGCUUAACAAUCGCAUGGAACAGUGGACGAAUACAACAUUUUCCAAUAGUCGAAAAGGAACCUGCGCCAAGCUUGAAUACAACUAGCACAUUGUUGUCGCACUCGUUUGCAAUGAGACACGAUACAUACAAUUUCGACUUAAGUGCCACGUACGCCUAAUGUUAAUAUUUAUUAAUCUCGUGUCGACUCAAGAAGCUGCAAAUGGUCUUCCAACCAUGUUUUUAUACAUUUAUUUGGUAUUUGUACACAACAAUUGUACGGUCGAAGAGUCCAAAACAUUUUUUUUUGUUAAAUGAACCUCAAAGAAGCAAUAAACCGUACGAAAACGUUCAGUGAAGUAAACAGCACAAUUGGUUAGAAAUUCAAUGAUACUUUGUAACUGACUCGACAUCUCGCCCGCAGGGAGCAAAAAGGGAAAGAAAUCAUUGGUCUCGUGUUAGGCUUUUCUAAUGCUUUAGCCUUCUAACGUAUGGGAUAUACAACGAGACGGCUCGGGUUCGGUACCUAAUUAUACGAAGUCACAUGCAGAGCGCACGUCUUUCUAUUUUUACGUCGCUUGACCGAAUGCUGAACGCCGACACGUACAUGCGUGACGAGUCCCGCACUAUUUCCAAUACGUUCUCUGUCUACUAUACUCGCGGCGUUGCAACUCUAAACAAAAAUUAACUGCUCCAUCGUUCUAGAAACCCCUUCGUCCUAAAUAUAUAUUUCUCAGGCGUAGUCCAUCAUUUCUGACUGACACUGUAUUUAUGAUUACGGGCAAAGCGUACUCCGUGAACGUGAAUUAUAGAGGUAAAUGCUAUAAUUGUAACUAACGCGUCGAGUUUAUAGCGGCUAUGCCUUAGAGGUUGGUUUCCUGCGCUAACGAUGUCGACCGUUCUUUUCUUUCUUUUUAUAAGGGUCAGCCUCUUCGCACGCUGAUCGAACGUUAGUUAAAGAUACCUGUCCUCUCCCCCACCCCCUUCCUCCAUCGACUCUUCUCAAUUCUCUCUUUCUGUUAUUGCAUCCGUAUGGGGUGUACGAUCGAAAUCCUUUUUCCAGUAUAUUUAUUUUAAUGUCAGUCGUACACAUGCGGCGGCUAUGGUACGAACGGAGUUGACAGGUGCCCGGGCAAAAAAGCGUGGCCGAGAGCCGGGCAUAGUAUGUAUAAUGUAAGCAUAGAGGGCUGGCAGGCCACAUGUGCCACUCUAUUACUUAUCUACCCGUAAUAUGACGUAUAACCCGGCCAUAAGAUGCAACUGCGGUCGCAUCUGUGUGCGUGACUGCAGGAGCCAAGAUGCACACGCGUGUGUACACACGGGGGUGAGUAGGAGGAUGCGUGGCGCGCGGCUGUGUGCACGUUCGCCUGAAAGGAACUGGGAGCAACAGCUUGCGAGAUAACGCGUGUCGCGAGAAUCGUUCCCGCAUCAUAACAAUGCGUUUUCGAUUAAGGCGGUUGAUGAAUGGAAGGAUGACUCGUUUGCAGUUUGAUCAUCCUCCUUGUUGAAAUAAAGGGUUGCCUUGAUUCAACGUUCAACUCUCUUAGUACCUCGUAAUAUUUCUGGGUGUCAUUUAGAAAUACCUUAGAAAAUCAACGUAUUGAAGAAGAUUAUUAGAAUUAACAUAUUUUUACUGAGAAUAAAGGUAACUCUUGCAGCGGAUAUUUCGACUGUUGGGUACUAAGAGAGUUAGCAUUGAAACUUGUAAUGAAAGAAAGUUGGAUUUAUCAAUUUCUGGACAAAUAUUUUCCAACUUCGCAUCGAAUGUUUCGUUAAUUUUAUAAAAUAAUUGUAUACAAUUUAUAAAAUAAUAAAAACCCUAUUGACACAGUGAACGUAAACAAUCGUAGUUUCAUAGGAAAGGGUGCCAAGGAUGGUCAUCUCGUUAGGCAAAACGAAUCCGAGAUUCGUGUACCCACGUAAACCGAUAUGAUUAAUGGACCACGCGCAAGUAGCUCUCAGUAGUUACCGCACGAACGCAGCAACAAAAAUUUAGCGGGGAGAAGAAGGGAGGAAAAAAAAUGAACGGUACAGUGUGUUUUCUCUGGAAGACAUUAACAUUCUAACUUAUGCGUGCCCUUCUAACGCGCGCCACUUGACUCCGUCAACCAGACUUCGAACGGAACCCCGAAGUACGCUUGCCGAAAAGUUCGUGGGCGCGAGUCAAGGACCGCUCUCGUUCAAAACAAGGGACUCGGAGGGACGGAGGGGCCAGAGAAAGGAGGCGAGGGUGUGCGCAAUAAAAGCGGCCAGCGAUAUCGAGGCGUAUUCGCGCGAAAGUGUAAAAGGCAGAGGCGAAAAGGAGAUGAACGGGGAGGUCGGUGAAAUAAUAGUAGGCUGUAAUAGGAGGAAGGAGUGAACGACUUGCCCUCAUGUGUGCGCGCGAAGAAGCUGUUGUUAAUAAGUGACGCGUGUGCGGCAGCUGGUUUUACGUUUUUUGCCCUGCACCCGAUUCUCGGGGUUCGACCGACGAAAGAUCGGCCUAGGCACCACCUCCCACCCUUUCCCCCUCAUUCUGAAGUUGACUACACUACACCUCGGAAUAUUCCUACCAACACUCAAAGGGAUGCCGAUAAGCGUUUCCCCCUGGGAUUAGCAAAGUGAAGAACACUCGAUCCACCUGUCAAUCCUCUAUUAACCAUUUCAACAUCUAACCAACAACUAGAUAAUGAUUCUGCAAGAGAUUCAACUUAAGUCAUUCUGUUCAGAGUAGGGGUGCGAUCCACAGCGAUUCUCAGAAACGACGACCACCCUGAACUCCCGAUCAACAAACCCCGAUGAUCAACGCGUCACCGAGCGAUCAAAGAAAAUCGUUCCAGGAAUCUAUCCUAACUGGGCGAAAAAAAAGAACGGGAGAAGGAACGUCGGGCACGGAAUAUCGAGAGGAGAGACACGAAAAAGGGAGACGACAGACAGACGUGCGCGCAGAUGUGCCCCGCCACCCUGACGCGGCCCGGAGGACCGAGCGACGCGCGGCCCGCGGUGCAGAGGCAAGUGCACCCGAUGCACAAGUGCCUCGGCGAAGCGCAUCUUUCU
Molecule: messenger RNA, 4589 nt
Organism: Nomia melanderi (Alkali bee)
Lineage: Eukaryota; Metazoa; Arthropoda; Insecta; Hymenoptera; Halictidae
Product: aladin
Biological process (GO): nucleocytoplasmic transport
Cellular component (GO): nuclear pore
Molecular function (GO): protein binding
Source: RefSeq, a predicted model, not a curated record